Molecule: messenger RNA, 1866 nt
Organism: Culicoides brevitarsis
Lineage: Eukaryota; Metazoa; Arthropoda; Insecta; Diptera; Ceratopogonidae
Product: SET and MYND domain-containing protein 4-like
Exons: 2
Coding region: 89-1771 (560 amino acids)
Molecular function (GO): protein binding
Source: RefSeq, a predicted model, not a curated record
UUGGUUUCUAUUUUUAUCCCCAUUGUGCGAUUCCAAUAUGAGAUGAUCGCAUCAAAAUCCGCGGAAAGAGUUGAUUUCGUCGAAAAAAAUGUCAACUCGCCUUCUCAAUUACAUAAAACUCAUUUUUGACGAUGUCUCGCUCGAAGAAGCUGCGGAUCAGUUUUUUGCGCACAAAUCUGGAGCGGCAAAAACAAAGUUCAUCUAUGAAGUCUUGAAGCAAAAAACGGUUUUGCCUCAAAUUUCGCCAAAUUCCAAAGAUGACACUGCCUCAUUAAACGCUCGAAACGAAGGAAAUGCAUUCUUCAAGCAAGCCGAGUACGUGAAUGCCUUGGAAUGUUACAACAAAAGUUUGUGUUUGGCAACAGGUGGUUCGGAAAACUUGGCAGUUGCAUAUGCAAAUCGCUCAAUGGUGUAUUUGAAGAUUGGAUUUUAUGAUUUUUGUUUGGAGAACAUCGAAAUGGCCUUGAAGGAGAAUUUUUCGGAAGAUUUGAAGACGAAAUUGGAAUGGCGGAGGAACAAAUGUAAGGAAAUGAUGAAAAAUAACACGACAAGAGUAACGAAAAAAGUGAAUUCGUUGAGUUAUGAAGCAAAUAAUCAAAUUCCUAUAAUGAUCGAUGGACUUGAACUCGCGAAAGAUGAUAAAUUUGGGCGUUUUAUACGUUCUACGAGAGAUUUGUAUCCAGGCGACGUAAUUAUCAUCGAAGAACCCCUUUUCAAGUGCAUUGUAGCUGAAGAUUGGUUCACAAGAUGUGCAAAUUGUCUCGAAACCAACGAUUUGAAUCUCAUUCCUUGCUUAAAAUGUCAAAAAACGAUGUUUUGUUCGCCUGAAUGUCAACAAGAAGCCUCAAAACGAUUUCAUCACAUCGAAUGCCCCAUAAUUGACGAAAUAAUUUCCAAUUUUGAUGCUUCUCCAACAGUAAUUUUAGCGAUUCGACAAACUUUACGUACUUUAACGAUGUUUUCCUCAAUUGAAGAGUUGAAAAAAUUCAUUUCUACAAUCGAUGUCGAACGAGAAAGUGCUUUUACGUUAAAUUACUCCCCUGAGUUGUCGGAAAAAGAUCAUUUAAAAGCAAUUUACGCUCAUACCGUUAACGAUUUCGAACGUAGUUUCAUCGAUGUCUUCAAAUUCACCAAUUCUUGUGCGGGAGUUUGGAAUUUAUUGAAGAAUUCAUCGUCUUUGUCGUCAUUUUUAACAUCUGAAAGUGAAGAAGACUUCUUUUUGGACCUAAUUUUUCGUUUUUUACACACAACAGCCUUCAAUUGUCACAGAUUUGGGGAUUUUGGAGCAGGAUCUUUUGCGCUUUGUAGUUUACUGAAUCACUCUUGUGCUCCCAACGUCGAAAGAGUUGUCGAUGGAACGACAAAUCACAUUGUUGUCAGAAGAUUUGUCAAAGCUGGAGAUCAACUUUUCGACAAUUACGGACCAAAUCAUCGAAAAACUGAAUUAUCUGAGAGACAAAAAAUUUUAAAGGAUGAAUACAACUUUUGGUGUCAAUGUGAAGCUUGCACGAACGAUUAUCCGUUACUUGAGAAGAUGAAUGCUCCAUUAGAACUGUAUCUUGAAAUUUCUGAAGAUAAAAAAUUGAUAAAAAAGGGCGAUGAAAAGUUCGUUCGUCGAAAAUUUGAAGAAUAUCGAAAAUUUUUGACGAAAAAUUACAAAAAAUAUCCAAGUUAUGAGAUUUGCGCGACAGAACAGAACUUGAUGGAGUGUCUUUGGGCCCUCAUGUUUUCGCAAUCUUUGGAAAAUCGUCUAAAAAUUAAAUUUUGUUAACAGCUUUAAUGAAAUAAAUAAGAAAAAAAUCAAUUAUCUGUUAGUUAAGCACUUAAAACAGUCCAUUAAAGUCUCAUUCGAACAAUUUCCGCGUU